CGGGGGCGGGGCGGGAGGGGGGCAGUCGGGAGCCGCCGCCGCCGCCGCCACCUUCCGCACAGCAGCGGCAGCAGCAGCGGCAGCAGCAGCGCGGGGGCUCCGCGGAGCGGCGGGGAGCGCCAAUGCCCGGACCGACCCAAGCCCUGUCCCCAAAUGGCGAGAACAACAACGACAUCAUCCAGGAUAACGGGACCAUCAUCCCCUUCAGGAAGCACACGGUGCGGGGGGAGCGCUCCUACAGUUGGGGAAUGGCGGUCAACGUGUACUCUACCUCUAUAACCCAAGAGACUAUGAGCAGACAUGACAUCAUCGCAUGGGUUAAUGAUAUAUUAGCUUUAAACUACACAAAAGUCGAACAGCUCUGUUCAGGAGCAGCUUACUGCCAGUUCAUGGACAUGUUGUUCCCAGGGUGCAUUAGCUUGAAGAAAGUAAAGUUUCAAGCAAAGCUGGAGCAUGAAUACAUUCACAACUUCAAACUUCUGCAAGCAUCGUUUAAAAGAAUGAAUGUGGAUAAGGUAAUUCCCGUGGAAAAACUGGUCAAAGGGCGCUUCCAAGACAACUUAGAUUUCAUUCAAUGGUUUAAGAAGUUCUUUGAUGCUAACUAUGAUGGGAAGGAGUAUGAUCCUGUGGAAGCUCGACAAGGCCAAGACGCUCUUCCCCCACCAGAUCCUGGUGAACAAAUCUUCAACCUGCCCAAAAAGUCUCACCACGCAAACUCUCCGACUGCAGGUGCUGCUAAAUCCAGUCCAGCUUCUAAACCAGGAUCAACACCUUCUCGCCCAUCUUCAGCAAAAAAAGCUGCACCAAGCAGCUCAGCAUCCAAAUCAGAUAAAGAUUUGGAAACUCAAGUCAUACAGCUCAGCGAACAGGUACAUUCGUUAAAACUUGCACUUGAAGGCGUGGAGAAGGAAAGGGAUUUCUACUUUGGCAAAUUAAGGGAGAUUGAACUUCUCUGCCAAGAACACGGGGGAGAGAAUAAUGACCUUGUCAAUCGGCUAAUGGAAGUCCUUUAUGCUUCAGACGAACAUGAGAGCCACACAGAAGAGCAUGAAGGUGAAGAGCAAGUCCACGAACAGCCCCAGCAGCAGGAGGAGUACUGACUCACCCAGCGUCUCUGACAAUUUUCGUUUUGUGUGAGAACUUUCUUCUGGAGAAUGGAACAUGUGUGGCCUCAAACUUGAAAUCAGUUCACUCCCAGUCUGCCAUUAACAUUUAUGUACCAUAGUGAGUGCCAGCCAACCACUGCAUUCUGUACCCAUACUUUGCCAAGAUGCAUUUGCAGACGUCUUCUUUCAGUGUAUCUUCCCAAGAGGUUGUAGGGCUACGUCACCUACCGUACAUCACUGCAACUUCACCACUUGGCUGCUUGAGAUUUGUUCUGCUCUUUAAAAAAAAAAAAGUAUAUAUAUAUUUAUUUUUUUUCUUUUUAGUCUUAAGUAUGAUACACUUGUAACUUGUUCUAACAUAUUUAUAUUGGCAUUUUGUGUGGCAAGAAGUACCGUACCACUAGCCGUGUCUCUCACUUUGUGGUGCUUUCGCGUUUUCUAGUACAUCUGCAUCGGGGCAUAAAUUCGGACAAACAAUUGGAAUAAAGGGAUGCAGUGGAAGUCAUACUCAAGCCAUAAUGAAGAGGUGUGUUGUGGAAGAAAAUGCUCGUGUUGCUCAUGUUUAUUCCUUUCCUGCCUUCACGAAAUGGAAGGCAGAGCAUCUGUUUCACUAGGAGAUUUAAACCCCUGUGUUAGAAAGCUUGUUAGAAAGCUGCAUGGUAUGUUUUUUGGCAUAUUUCGGGAGGAACAGACAACCACUUAAGUUUUUUGAAAACCCUCCCAGUUUUCUGACUAGUCAAUAGACAUUUCCCAGCUUUUCUUCCUUCCUUCCUUGAGGAAUCCAGUCCCAGCCUUCAGCUGCAGCUCUGCCUCCGCAGAGCUCAGUGCUGAUGGAGGAGAGAAAUCUCCUUGACACCAGUGUAGCUGCAGGACACGAUCUCUGCUGUCAUACUUGGCUUCCCACCCCUCAGAAGAGGACGAAGUAGGCCAGCCAUUUCUUCUGCUAUCCUUCCCCCGCCUCCGCUGCCCUAGCCAUACAGGUAUGGAGGACAGAAAACCUCCUCAUUAGUGCAAGGCAUGGGAAAAAAACAGCAACAGCAGUAGCCCUGAACCCCCUUGACCUCCCGUUAAGAUGGUGGUGGACACCUUAUGGGUGGUGAGGCCGCUUCUGAAGUGUGGAGAGGCAGUGAGGAGUCCUUCUGGAGACUGAGCACACACCAGAGGGGGACCAGGUGACCGAGGGGCACAGAGCCGGUUCUGCGCUUGGCUGACCUCCCUCUGGCGAGGCCGGCAUGGUGCAGAACCACGUCUGCCUUGGAAUGUCCGCAGUGAGAGUGUUCCCUUCCAGUGUGGCCCCAUCGCCCUGUUCUAAAUGAUGGUAUUUUAUAAACAGAGGUAUCUUGAAGUGUAUAAAGCAUUCCUUGUUUUUCUCAUAAAACUGUGCAUUGUAGUCUCUCUGAAUAUUUAAUGCUUGGUAUUCUUGGUGUCUCACUUGAUUUUUCUUCAUUCUGGAUUGUUAAUGCUGAUUUAGCAGGUACCUGGAAGUCCCACCCCAAUCGGCAGUCACUGAAAAAGUCCCAAACUUAUUGAACAGCUAAAUCAUCGUAGACCUUCAUGUGCUGCUAAAGCACAAGUUCCCAGCUUGCACACACACAGGCAUGCGCAGUUUUCUGUUCCUAAUCAAUCUUUUGCAGCUAAGUGGCUCUUAGUUAAAUGUGAGAUCCCUGCUGUCGUGUUGCGCCACAGACGAUAUGUAAAAAUACUCUUAAGCACUAGAGCAGGUGUUUCCAGUUCCUUGAUUGCUCUCCCUGCUCGGCAGAAGAGCUUCUGGACCCUGUGGGCUGAAGGUUUCCCAGCCCUGACUCCAGCACUGACCUCGCAUCCUACCUGGUGAUGAAGUGCAAGUACGGCAACCCGCGGGCCACCACUUCCUCUUUCCCCUUUCGAUUGGUUACGAAUAAGGUCUGGUUUAGAAAAAUGUGUAUAUCCCAAAAUGAGUAUUUCCAAGAGUCACCACAAAUGGGGGAAUUGUCAUUUUUGUUGUAUUUGUGUUUAUUAGAACAUGUGUACUUAUUACAAUUGUCAUUGUAAUAAACGGUAGUUCUUCAUAAUACUGUUGAACCGAA
Chroicocephalus ridibundus (black-headed gull) is the source of this 3172-nucleotide messenger RNA. RefSeq names its product microtubule associated protein RP/EB family member 2 (gene MAPRE2). The transcript is spliced from 7 exons. NCBI's taxonomy places the organism in Eukaryota, Metazoa, Chordata, Aves, Charadriiformes, Laridae. Gene Ontology annotation, biological process: regulation of microtubule polymerization or depolymerization; protein localization to microtubule; spindle assembly. The record is from RefSeq and is a predicted model, not a curated record. Gene Ontology annotation, molecular function: microtubule plus-end binding. Gene Ontology annotation, cellular component: microtubule plus-end; microtubule organizing center; cytoplasmic microtubule. The coding region runs from base 123 to 1100 and encodes 325 amino acids.